Molecule: messenger RNA, 2795 nt
Organism: Penaeus chinensis
Lineage: Eukaryota; Metazoa; Arthropoda; Malacostraca; Decapoda; Penaeidae
Gene: Vps4
Product: vacuolar protein sorting-associated protein 4-like
Exons: 8
Coding region: 77-1390 (437 amino acids)
Biological process (GO): vacuole organization; endosomal transport
Molecular function (GO): ATP binding; ATP hydrolysis activity
Source: RefSeq, a predicted model, not a curated record
AUUUUGUUUGGAAGCUUAUACUUUCGACGUAUGAUUCAGGUUCACAAGAGAGGAGAGAAGGAAAAGGGUUGCAAUAAUGGCAUCUGGAGGGGCCUUGCAGAAAGCGAUUGAGCUAGUAACAAAAGCCACAGAAGAAGACAAAAGCAAUAAUUAUGCAGAGGCUUUGAGGCUGUAUGAAUCAGCUGUGGAAUAUUUCCUUCACGCUAUGAAAUAUGAGGUUCCUAAUGAACGGGCAAAGGACACCAUUCGCGCCAAGUGCAAAGAAUACUUAAACAGAGCUGAGAAGCUUAAAGAACAUCUAGGAAAGAAGAAGAAAGCAGAAAAGGCUGGUGUUCCUGUGGGAAAGAAGAACAGCAAGGACUCAGAUUCAGAUGAAGAGUCAGACCCAGCAAAGAAGAAGAUGGAGUCAAGGCUGGAAGGAGCAAUUGUGGCUGAGAAACCCAACAUUCGCUGGGAUGAUGUGGCUGGCCUUGAAGGAGCCAAAGCUGCCCUCAAGGAAGCUGUCAUCUUGCCCAUUAAGUUCCCACACAUGUUCACAGGAAAGAGACAAGCAUGGAGGGGCAUUUUGUUGUUUGGGCCUCCUGGUACUGGUAAGACCUUCUUGGCCAAAGCAGUUGCCACAGAAGCCAACAACUCUACAUUCUUCAGUGUCUCAUCAGCUGAUCUCGUAUCCAAGUGGAUGGGCGAGUCAGAACAGCAUGUGAAAACUUUAUUCUCAAUGGCUCGUGAACAGAAGCCUUCCAUUAUCUUCAUUGAUGAAGUGGACUCACUGUGUUCCUCAAGAUCAGAACAGGAAUCUGAAUCUGCUCGUAGAAUUAAGACAGAGUUCCUUGUGCAGAUGCAGGGCGUUGGCAAUCAGAAUGAUGGCGUGUUAGUUUUGGGUGCUACAAACAUCCCAUGGACACUUGACUCUGCCAUCAGGAGAAGGUUUGAGAAGAGAAUCUACAUCCCGCUGCCAGAGAAACAUGCUCGCAAGAACAUGUUCAUGCUCAAUCUUGGAGACACACCCCAUUGUCUCACAAACGAAGACUUUGACUAUUUAGGUCAAUUCACAGAAGGAUUCUCAGGUGCAGAUAUCAGCAUUGUUGUGCGUGAUGCCUUGAUGCAACCAGUGCGCAAAGUCCAGACAGCAACCCACUUCAAAAAGGUCGCAGGGCGGUCCCGUGAUGACCCCAAUGUUAUUGUUCACGAUUACCUAAUGCCCUGUUCCCCGGGUGAUCCACAAGCUUUUGAGAUGACUUGGGAGCAGGUGCCCAGUGACAAGUUAUAUGAACCUGAAGUGACUAUGGCUGAUAUGAAAAGUGCCCUUAACGACUGCAAGCCCUCAGUAAACCAAGCUGACCUGGACAAGCUUCGCCAGUUUACAGAAGAGUUUGGACAAGAGGGUUAGGUGUUGUGUGUCUUGAGAAAUAUAAUAUCUUUUUUAUCCAGUUCUGCAUUUUGCAUGAAUAUCGUCCAUUAUUACUGAAAGUCCAGGAGAAGGAAGAAAAAAAAAAAAAAAAAAAAAUUAAAAUGAACAAGAGACUCUCUGAAACAGAAGUAUAGUUUAUCUAGUACAAGUAUGACAUGAUUAGUUGGUUAUCCAGACAUACAUAAAGUGAUUACUUAAAGAUAAGAAAUUGUUUUAUAUGAUUAUAUUCACCAUUUCAUUCACUAUUACUUAGAUAGCAUUACAAAAGCCUUCUGAAUUUACAUAUUUGCCUUUUUAAAGUUAUUUUGCAUUAUUAAGAUGAUAUAUUCAUUCAUACUAGUAUUUUAAUGUUUUGUGUGUUUACAUUAGUUUGUUUUAUUAUUCAAACCUUUUUUCUUAUCAUUAAUACUGGAUAAUCAACAUGUUUAUAGGGCAUACAUUGGCAACAUACAUCACAUUUUAUAGACUUUUUUCUUUCUUUCUUUCUUUCUUUAUCUAAGGUUUCUUCCCUGUUUAUUUUAUUUCACUAGUUCAUACUCGCAUACUCACAUAAAGAAAACACUACACAAAUAGACCUUGUUUUAUAAUUAUUUUACAAAGUUCAUUUACCUUUUUGGAUGGAAAAUUGAAGGUGUCAGAUUAAUUACAAACAUAAUCAUCUCAUAAUUGCUUGUAUAUUUGUAUGUAUCUUAACUAUUUAGUCUCAUAACAGACAUGCUCUUGUUGAUUCAGUAAUAAGUAAAAAAAAGAAAAAAAAAAGAAAAAAAAUGUAUCAGGGUUGUUUAAUGAUGGUCUUAGUUUAGUUCCCACUGAUUAUUAUUAAUUUUUCCCAUUUUAUGUAAUUUUUAUGUAUCUUCCUGACUGAGGAGAAACAAAUGAAAUUGUAGUGAGUGCAGAGUAUGUGAUAUUUAUCUUGAUGGUUAUGUAAAGAUUUUUACUUUUCUGUGUGAUUUCUUUGACAAAGAAAAAAAAGAAGAAAUUAAAUGAAGUCAAUGAAUAGAAGUGUUUACAUGUUUUUUGUAAGUAAUAUUAGUUUUAUUUUUAUGUACGUCUCAUCAGUAGGUAAUUUUAUAUGCAAGACCAUCAUUAUGUCAUAAGUGAUUAUUUGUAGAAAUGCAGAGCAAGUGGGUCACUAAAAUUAGCGCUUUCAGUUCAAUUCUUUACAGUUUCCAUAAUUACUUAACUUGUAUAUAGCAGUAUUUCAGCUAGGCUCUAUGUUUAGGUGACCCCACCAAUAUAUUGUAGGUCUUAUUUACCAGUGGUUAGGGUAGCUUGUGUGAUGAACAAGAGAUGCUUGUUAUUUCAUAACACAAAAAUGUAUAUGAAUAAGAGAAUUUAAAGAAAAAUGUUUAUGUAACUAUGGUUAAAUAAAAAUGAAAGACUA